GGAGUUUCUCAAUUGUUCUCCAAUUCUCAUUAAGAAAUUCUUAAGAAUUAUCAGAAAUUUAGAAGGGUAGUCUUCAACAAUCUGAUAUGGCAUCAGGUUCAGGACAAAAACAAGCUACCGAUGUCAAGUUCAAACACUUCAAUAUUGUGCCAGAGGCAUCAGAUCAUUAUUAUCGGAAUUUGAAUCCGUCGAAUACAUUUAGCAAUGCAAAUAGUUCCGUUCACCGAGCCAUCAUGAGAGAAUGGAGAAGCCUCGAGAAAAAUCUCCCAGAAUUGAUCUAUGUCCAAGUUUACGAGACUAGGAUCGAUCUUCUUCGUGCAGUUAUUAUCGGUGCCGAAGGAACGCCUUAUCACAAUGGUCUCUUCUUCUUCGACUUUUGUCUACCUUAUGAUUAUCCACGACAACCUCCGAAAGUAUACUAUCGUUCACACGGACUCUAUUUGAAUCCAAAUCUUUAUGCCGACGGAAAAGUUUGCUUGAGUCUAAUCAACACUUGGCCCGGGGAGAAAUGGACACAGAAUUCGACUAUUCUUCAGGUUUUGGUCUCUAUUCAAGGGCUCGUACUGAACGAGAGACCCUUUUUCAACGAGCCUAUCGUUGCAGGUGCCAAAAAAAGCAAGAGUUCGAUAUGGAUCAAGCAAUCCGUGGCUUAUAGCAAGUAUGUAUUCAUUUUGUCUUGCAAGACAAUGCUCUACCAAAUGCGUAAUCCGCCAAAGAAUUUUGAGAAUUUUGUCGCUCAACAUUUCAGCGAUCGUGCAGAUUCUAUAUUGGCAGCCGUCAAGGAUUACCAAGAAAAUAAUCUGCUGGUUGGUUCAUGUUCGAUUAAACCUUCGUCCUCGUUUAAGUCCAAAUUGAGAAAGAUCCAGACAGAGCUGGAAAAGGCAUUUGAUAGAGUACCAGAGCCGAACGUCAACAAGUCGGAAAAAUUAGAGGACAUAAAAAAGCCGAAAUAUGGGCUCGUGAACAAGUUUAUGAUGUGUAUCUGGAACAAAGAUUAAUCAACUGAGAGAAAAUAGUUAUGUAACGUAACAUGCUUGUUUUUCGUAUUUAUCGUGUCUAUCUAGAUUAUUAUUAAUGUUCAAUUUAUUUCUUAAUUAUCUUUGUCGUGACUAAUGAUAUUUUUAAGAGUGGAAUGCACCUUGAACGCUUUAGAUAGUC
Olea europaea var. sylvestris is the source of this 1158-nucleotide messenger RNA. Its product is annotated as probable ubiquitin-conjugating enzyme E2 25. The record is from RefSeq and is a predicted model, not a curated record. The coding region runs from base 87 to 998 and encodes 303 amino acids. The transcript is spliced from 2 exons. NCBI's taxonomy places the organism in Eukaryota, Viridiplantae, Streptophyta, Magnoliopsida, Lamiales, Oleaceae. Gene Ontology annotation, molecular function: ubiquitin conjugating enzyme activity.